CUGAGUCUCACAGAGAACAGUUCUCUGGUUAUAAAGAAGGUCACAGUUGAGGAUGCUGGUUAUUACACCUGCAGACACUUUGACAGAUCAGGACGACAACAAGGUCCAGAUACAGACAUUGAUCUGUUUGUUGUUUCCAUGACUGAACAUGAGGACGAUGAUAAGAUCAUCUUGACCUGCUCUGUGUUGACAUAUGGAGACUGUAGAUACACAGUAGAGUGGCUGAAGGAUGAUUUCACAGUAAUGGAGACAUCACAUCAUUACUGUUCAGCCUCUGUGAACAUUAAAACAUCUCACCUGACUGAUCAGUAUUACAAAUUAUUGCAGUGUAAAGUGACAGAUAUUGACAGUAAAAUAGUUCAGGUGUUUAACUUCAGCCUUCAGACCUCAAAGGAGAAAACAGGGGAGGGUGGAAGUGGAGUGAGACCAACAAUCAAACCAGGGACAUCAGAAGAAACAAACAACACAACAUCAUCUCCAGAUAACAAUAAUACACCAGAUAGUUUGUUGUGGCUGUACAUCGUUUUGGCUCUGGGUUUAGCAGCACUCAUAACUGUUGUCCUCAUCAGAUGGAAGAAAACCAAAGGGAACAAAACACAGAUGGAUGGAAACAUGGGACUGACCUUAAACCCUGCAGAGACUCUGUCUGAUCCACAAACCUUUCAGGACACGACUGAUCCUGAACAUGGUGUUUCCUACGCCUCCAUCAGCUACACCAAGAAGACCAAGAGUAAAGCUCGGGUUCAGGGUGAUGAUGGUGAAGGUGGUGCAGUGACCUACAGCACUGUGAAAGCCUCCUCCUCUUCUGCUGGAGCCUCCAUUGAUCCCAGCAACCUCUAUGCUACCAUCAAGUAACCAAACAAAUAACAUGCUAAUUAGUAAAUGCAACAUGUUAUUUUUAUAACAACUGCAUGAUUGUUUAGCUCAUAGAUUUAAAAUGUUAAGAGUUAUGAUGAGGAUGAUCUUAAUAGUUUCUCAUAUGGUUUAAUAAUUGGCUGAUAACUGAUGUCCAUUACAGUGGACACAGGGUCUGAAUCUUAUUCAGUGUUUAACAGUAUCAGCUGUAUGACACAUGAAGUCAUUGGAGAGUUGAGGCGCCAUCUAGAGGUGAACAGGCAUACUGAGUAUAAACUGUAAUACUGUGUCACCUCAUGGGCAGAGUAAAGUUUUUUUUCAUCAGUUCUUUUUUUUUUUGGUUCAUUUAACUGAAUAUAGCUUUCUGUUCACUAUAUUUACAUAGUUUAACAUAUUUUGAAUAAGAAUUAUAUUUUUGUUUUUAGUGUUUUAAGUGUGUAUUGGUUGGUGGUAGCUAAUGAAGGCUGAAGUCACAUGACCAUAAACCCAGUCCAUCCUUAUGAGAGCCCCAUUGGCUGAGGUGUUGGUGGAUGCAUGUGAUUGGUUGUUUUGUUUAUUUUUUCUGUUUAAUAUCUCUCUUAUUUAAACAUCAUCUGUAGGAUAUUUUAUGAUGACUUUGAUGAGGAACACAAGCUGGAAAGCGCUAACAAUAAAGUUGUUCUAUAAACUACAA
Messenger RNA from Lates calcarifer (barramundi perch), 1528 nucleotides. RefSeq lists its product as uncharacterized. Bases 139 to 855 code for a protein of 238 amino acids. The transcript is spliced from 8 exons. NCBI's taxonomy places the organism in Eukaryota, Metazoa, Chordata, Actinopteri, Centropomidae. The record is from RefSeq and is a predicted model, not a curated record.